AUGAGUAUUCAGUAUGAAAAGCAGCUUUGCCAACUGAAAUCAAAUAGUCCUGGUUCACCUUUACGAGGAAGUGUAAGUUCAACGAAUAGUUCGAUCAUGAAGUGUGAGACCUUCUGCUUAUUGGCUUUUUGGGCCUUUGAAGCAGUUUUUGCACGUGACGCAUUCAAGGAGCCAGAAUAUACACAUGAAGGAACAGCAAAUAAAUUCAAUGAUGCUAUAUUCAAAUUAGACUCACCUGUUUUGGCUGCAUCUUUCGCUGUUAAGGGGCUUCUAGGAACUACAGAUUUAAUGAACAUUUGCAUCAGUGAAGCUGAAAAUCAUAACGCAUUCCAUCAGAAGUAUACGGCCUCAGUAGCCAAAUGCGAAAAAUGUUAUCAGGAAGCCGAAAAAACCAAGGAUUUUAAGGUUGCGGACACGUGCUGUGAUAAAGCUGUUGCUGCUUUCGUGGUAGUGAACAAACUAAAGAAUGAUAGAGCUAUGGCUUGCAUUAAAAAAUGCGAAGAACUUGGAAAAGACUGCCAGGAGAUGCUAAGAAAACUAUCGCCAAAAGAUGCGAAACAAAUUUCUGGUCUAGAGUAG
Messenger RNA from Belonocnema kinseyi, 579 nucleotides. RefSeq lists its product as uncharacterized. Lineage: Eukaryota; Metazoa; Arthropoda; Insecta; Hymenoptera; Cynipidae. Bases 1 to 579 code for a protein of 192 amino acids. The record is from RefSeq and is a predicted model, not a curated record. The transcript has 4 exons.